This is a messenger RNA of Neurospora tetraspora, 792 nucleotides long. RefSeq lists its product as uncharacterized. The record is from RefSeq and is a predicted model, not a curated record. NCBI's taxonomy places the organism in Eukaryota, Fungi, Ascomycota, Sordariomycetes, Sordariales, Sordariaceae. Gene Ontology annotation, cellular component: snRNA-activating protein complex. The transcript is spliced from 3 exons. The coding region runs from base 1 to 792 and encodes 263 amino acids. Gene Ontology annotation, biological process: snRNA transcription by RNA polymerase II; snRNA transcription by RNA polymerase III. Gene Ontology annotation, molecular function: RNA polymerase II cis-regulatory region sequence-specific DNA binding; RNA polymerase III type 3 promoter sequence-specific DNA binding.
AUGUCGAUUAUUCGUCACAGGAGCCGCAUACGGCCGAGCAGAGCCAGGCUCCGCACUCCUAUGAAGCGCACCACCACCGAGCCUCUCUCCAACAUGCCGGCCUGCCGAGCUUGCACGAACCGCCCACUCACCAAACCCAUCAUGGCCUGUCACAACAUUAUGCCCAAGCCCAUCAUCCUCAUCCGAUCCUCACAGAUCCGGGCCACAUGGGCGAACAUCCCGGCGCACGACACAUGGGUCAUUCCGGACCGCCUCACUUUGGUGGACCAGCAAAAUGACCUGGACUCCAUGCAACAGAUGUCGUUGGGAGCAGCCUACGCACAAGCAGCAGCGGCUCCGCCUCAGCAUCAUCACCACCGCCUACCAGACACCGGCCCCCCGAACAAGCUUUUGAGGCGGGAAGGGGAAGGUAGCGGCGGUGGUGGAGCUCCCAGUGUCGUUGGACAAGCAGGAAUGCCGCCUCCAGCCCCGAGACCAAGAGGUCCCAAGCUCAAGUUUACGCCAGAGGACGACCAGCUGUUGAUUGACCUGAAGGAAAACAAGAGCUUGACCUGGAAGCAAAUUGCCGACUUUUUCCCUGGAAGAUCUUCCGGAACUCUUCAGGUGCGAUACUGUACAAAGUUGAAGGCGAAAACAACACAGUGGACGGAUGAAACGGACCAAAAGCUCAAGACGGCGCUGCAAGACUACGAAAACGAGAAGUGGAGGAUUGUUGCCAACAAAGUUGGGACAGGAUUCACUCCAGUCGCAUGUCGUGAAAGAGCGGCGCAGUUGAUGGGAGAGAACUUAUAG